Ceratosolen solmsi marchali is the source of this 1825-nucleotide messenger RNA. Its product is annotated as protein suppressor of hairy wing. Gene Ontology annotation, molecular function: RNA polymerase II cis-regulatory region sequence-specific DNA binding; DNA-binding transcription repressor activity, RNA polymerase II-specific. The record is from RefSeq and is a predicted model, not a curated record. Gene Ontology annotation, cellular component: nucleoplasm. Gene Ontology annotation, biological process: regulation of transcription by RNA polymerase II. Lineage: Eukaryota; Metazoa; Arthropoda; Insecta; Hymenoptera; Agaonidae. The transcript is spliced from 7 exons. The annotation marks the transcript as partial.
AUAGUUAUUGCUGAAAAUGGUCAAAUUAUACAAAUUAUUGGAGAUUAUGAGUGUGUUACUUGUCAUCGUAUUUUUCCCAGUGAAAAUAUGUUAAAGGAGCAUUUACAAGUAUGUAGAGAAGACGAUGACACUGAUAUUAUAGAAUUAGGUAGAAUGGCUGAUUUAGAUUCAGAAGAUGAAGAUGAUGGAAAUAUCGAUGAUCCAGAUUAUAAUACAGAUUCAAGUGCAUUAGAUUCUCAAUGUUCUAAGAAUAAUAAUAAAAAAAUUGCCAUUAAACCUGUAGCAGAAGAUCAAUGCCAUUGCUGUGCAGAAGAUUUAAAAACCGCUCAUUCUGGUGGUUUAUUUAAAUGCUCAAAUUGUGAUAUGUCAUUUAAAAAAUCAUCGUCUUUAGAAAGGCAUUUAAUUGUCAUACACUGGGAAUCUGAUUCAUGCACAUGUAGUGACUGUGGUUCAACAUUUCGUGACAAGAAAGCCUUAGAUAAGCAUCGAUAUACAACACAUGUGAAAACCAAUAAAGUGUACAGAUGUGAUAAAUGUGAUACUUAUUUUUCAAGAAGCUACCAUUUAAAUCGUCAUAAGCAACAAUCAGGCUGUCAUGGGGAUACUAGCAAUAGUUUUGCAUGUCAGGUUUGUAAGAAAGUUUUUACUCGUAAGGAUAAUUUACGAGAACAUUUGCGAACUCAUGCUGGAAUGCCACAAAGAAAAAAAAAAUCCUGUCAGCUUUGCCCAAAGCAGUUUUAUACUAAUCAACAAUUAGUAAUUCAUCAACGUAUGCAUACUGGGGAGAGACCAAUAGAAUGUGAUUUAUGUCCCAAAACUUUCUUGUCUACAUUAGCUAUGAAAAAACACCGUAGAGUUCAUACUGGAGAAAAACCAUUUGAAUGUAAAUAUUGUCAAAAAAAGUUUGCUGCGAGAGAAACAUUAAAUCGUCAUCAACGAACACAUACUGGAGAAAAACCUCAUGUUUGUCAGUAUUGUAAUAAAUCUUUUAUCCAGGCAGCUCAAUUACGGGCUCACAUAUUUCAUCAUACAGGAGAAAAUGGUUUUUACUGCGAUGUUUGUGGAAAAGCUUUUAAUCGUAAAGCACGUCUUACCAAUCACAAAAAAUUUGUUCAUGAAGGUGCGACACCAUUUAAAUGUGAAAUAUGUGAAAAAGCAUUCACACGAAAGGAAGACUUAUCUAAGCACAUAAAUUUACAUGCUGGAAUUAAACCUCAUAAAUGUGACACCUGUGGAAAAUGUUUUGCUGCUAAAUCAUCGUUACAGGCUCAUAUGAAUACUCAUAGGCGUGAGCCUCCACAAUCUUGUGCUGAAUGUGGAAGAGCAUUUAUUCGUCAAGACUGUCUUAUGCGACAUAUACGAGCAAAACACAGAGAUCUUUUGGAAGAUGUACUUGGAGAAGCAGAAAAGAAACAUUUACAAUUGCAAAUGUUUAAUAUUGCUUAUACAGCGGCAGAAAAAAUGAAAACUGGAGAGACAAAUAUUCUUUCAACUAAUGAGUUAUUGAAAGCAAUUACAGAAUUAUUAACUGUUCUUAUAGAAAAAGAAACGCUUGAGUUAUUUGGUUGGUUGCAAUCGCCUUUGCAAGAUGUUUUAGAAGCUGUUAUUCGCAGAUGCGGUCAUGAACCACUUACAUCAGAAAGUGAUUUAUCACUUUCAGAGAGGUUAAGGGGAAAUGUUAAAUUAUUAUUUAAUGCUGUUAUUGAAGAUGAGAAUGUAAAGUCAUUAUUAACGACCCAAACUGUUGAUGAAGUAAUUAUGCAUGUUCUUAAAUUGUCAAAAAAUAAUAAAGAAUCUGAAGAGAAAUAGUAAAAUCAUAAAUAAA